Messenger RNA from Trichomonas vaginalis G3, 463 nucleotides. RefSeq lists its product as uncharacterized. NCBI's taxonomy places the organism in Eukaryota, Parabasalia, Trichomonadida, Trichomonadidae. The record is from RefSeq and is a predicted model, not a curated record. The transcript has a single exon. The annotation marks the transcript as partial.
AUGAAGCAAGUUAAAUUCGUCCCACACCAAUCUCAAUGGACCGAUGAAGAGUUUCAAGCUAUAGUUGAAGGUGUUGAGAACGACAUAGACGGCGAACUUGAAGGAGCUCAAAUCACAAUUGCAACCAAAAUUGCAGAAGUCAAGGAACAGAUAGCUCCACUUAAAGCUACCAAAGCUACUCUUGACCUCAUGGAUAGUUACCGUUUAGAUGUCAAGAGUGGAAUAAGACAAUUAAAAUUAAAACUUCUAAACUACGAAGCUAUACUCCAAAAGUUAGCAGAAAUGAGAAGACUUUACCAGAGCUACUUACAUGUAAGAGACUUACCUUCAAGCAGUCCGACCAAAGAUGAAUUUUCUGACAUUGUCCCAAUUUUGUCCGAAAGUCAGCUCAGAUGUUUUGAACUGCUCCCAACAUAUCCAGAAUAUGAACGUUUGCCUGAACUCUUCCGCAAUCUCAAAAAAC